Molecule: messenger RNA, 945 nt
Organism: Stylonychia lemnae
Lineage: Eukaryota; Ciliophora; Spirotrichea; Sporadotrichida; Oxytrichidae
Source: the annotation of a GenBank genome assembly
AUGGUGUCGAUACCCAAAUCUAUCACUGAUCCUCAGAAUUUACUGGAGUUUAUAAGAAUGAAGUCUCUGCAAGGAGUUUAUAAUGAGACCUUCGAGACUAUUUACAAUGGUGGACCUUAAUGUGCAUCUGAGAGCACUCUCGGUUUCAAAAUCGCUUUAAUUAUGAUUCUGUUUCCCUAUCAUAUGUAUAACUUUUACAAAGGAAUAUACGUCAUGAGACGAAUCUGUGACUAAAGGCGGUAGAUCAUCCAACAUAAUGGAAGAGGUCUCUAGCCAAAUUUCUUGGAAAUAAUGCUAGGAUUGCUGUGCUUCUUUUUCCUUUUCUUCCAACUGCAUUUGAAAUAUACUUCAAAUACAAUGAUCUUUAUUCUUAACCCAUGCCACAUAACCACUGCAUUAUUUGGAUUAGUAGCGUUUUUACCUUACAACAGAUUUUCAUUUAUGCUUAUGCUCAUAGCAUUCUGUCAGACCUGCGGAGCGUAAGUCAUUCAUUACGAUUUGACAUAUUUACUUAUUAUAUGUAGUUGGCUGGGAAUAGUAUUUGCAGAAAAUGACGAGUUGACUAUGUUUGAAAUUGUGAUAUACUAUACACAGCAUUUAUUCGCAGCUAUCGUAGCACCAAUGAUUAUGUUUAAAGCAGGCAGAUACUCACCCAAAGAUUUCAAUGUCUAUCCAUUACCACUGCUUGGGUUCAUAUUCUUCAGCUUUUAUAUGAGAUUCUUCUUGACACCAAUGUCCGCAAUGACCUGGGCUAACCUGAAUCACACUCUUUGUGGAGUUGAUAACGAUCCUUGGAGAGCAUACUUCGGAAUGCACAAAUAUUUCUUUAUCUGGGCUGAUGGUUAUCUGCUCUUAGCUUCAAUAACCUUUAGUAUAUUCAAUAGUUAUGUUGGACAAUAUAUCUGCAGAGACUCUUUAAAGGAGACAAAAACUAGAACAGACUGA